AUGGCUCCUUAUGAGGGCUUAUAUGAGAGGCAGUGUCGUUCUUCAGUUGGUUGGUUUGAGCCGGGAGAGGCUAGGCUGUUGAGUACUAAUUUGGUUCGAGAUGCCUUGGAGAAAGUCAAGUUGGUUCAGGAUUUGCUUCGCGCAGCACAAAAAGGUUUUUUCACUUCAUCUCAAGGACUAAAACAAGGAGAUCCGCUGUCUCCUACUCUCUUUGUAUUGGUAGCUGAGGUCCUUUCCAGAAGCCUAAAUAACUUGCAACAUAACAACAAUUUUACUCCUUUCACGAUGAACUCUCGGGGUCCUGUGGUAAGUCAUUUGGCAUAUGCAGAUGACAUUGUGAUAUUUACUGCAGGAAACACUAGAUCCAUUAAGCUUGUUAUGAAGGAGGUUAGGAAGUAUGAAGCAAUUUCAGGGCAAAUGGUUAAGCAGGACAAAAGUUUCUUUUUGACAGAUCCAAAGGUCUCCCCUUCUAGGAUCAACAGAAUAAGAACAACUACGGGGUUCUUGAACAAAGAAUUUCCUUUCACCUAUUUGGGUUGUCCUAUCUUUGUCGGAAGGAAGAGAAUUGUCUACUUCGAUGGCCUUGUGGCUAAGAUAGUAAUGAAACUUAAUGGAUGGAAAGGCAAGUUACUAUCGUAUGGAGACAAACUAACUUUAGUUAAACAUAUUUUGCAGGCUAUUCCAACUUAUACUCUUGCAGCAAUGAACCCUCCCAAGGCUACUUACAGAACUCUUGAGAAAUACUUUGCUAAUUUCUUCUGA
Molecule: messenger RNA, 762 nt
Organism: Nicotiana tabacum (common tobacco)
Lineage: Eukaryota; Viridiplantae; Streptophyta; Magnoliopsida; Solanales; Solanaceae
Source: RefSeq, a predicted model, not a curated record